UCCUCCUCCUCCCCCCCACUGCGAUGGCUCACCUGGGAAGAGAUCGGGCUCCGCACUGGCCAUGGAGACCCACAGCGGGAGCGAUGGCUGGUGAUCGACAGGAAGGUCUACGACAUUAGCCGCUUCCACAAGAGGCACCCGGGCGGCUCCCGUGUUAUCUGCAGCUACGCGGGCCAAGACGCCACGGAUCCUUUCAGAGCAUUUCAUGUUGACAAAACUUUGGUAAGGAAGCACAUGAAAUCACUUCUGAUUGGGGAACUGGCACCUGAUCAACCCAGCUUUGAACCCACCAAAAAUAAAUUGCUAGUAGAAGAUUUCCGGGACCUGCGGUCCACUGUGGAAAAACUGGGACUCUUCAAGCCAAACCAAUUCUUCUUCCUUCUGAUGCUUCUGCACAUCCUACUGAUGGAGGCUGCUGGCUGGUUUGUCUUGUGGUACUUUGGGACAUCUGUAACGACUUUCCUUAUUGCCACAACGCUGCUUACCAUUGUUCAGUCCCAGGCAUUUUGGCUACAGCAUGACUUGGGGCACCUUUCAGUCUUCAGCAAUCCAAAAUGGAACCACGUUCUUCAUGAGUUUGUGAUGUGCCAUCUCAAGGGUCUUUCAGCCAACUGGUGGUCUUUUCACCAUGCUCAACAUCAUGCCAAACCCAACUGUUUCCGGAAGGACCCAGACCUUGUAAUGCAUCCCAUCAUGUUUUCUUUAGGGAAACCUCUCUCUUUAGAGCUAGGGAUGCAAAAGAAGAAGCACAUGCCAUACAAUUAUCAGCACAUGUAUUUUUCCAUCUUGUUUCCCCCAAUUACAGUACCUACAUUUCAGGCUUACUCAUUGUAUUACAUGUUCAAACGCAAACUGUGGAGGGAAGUAAUAUGGACCGUGAUGCAUUUUGUCCGAUUUUUUAUUGCCUCCGUGCCAGUAUUGGGAGUGAAGGGCACCUUGGGAUUCCUCUUGCUACUCAACAUUCUGGAGGGUAUCAUAUUUACAUGGAUAUCGCAAAUGAACCAUAUUCCUAUGCACAUUGAUUAUGAUAGUAACAUGGACUGGGUCUCUACCCAGAUUCAGGCAACAUGCAAUGUGAACCAAUCUUUUUUCAAUGACUGGGUGACAGGGCACCUGAAUUUCCAAAUUGAGCACCACCUUUUCCCGACAAUGCCUCGACACAAUUUCUGGAAGGUGGCCCCUUUGGUUAAAUCCCUGUGUGCCAAGCAUGGCAUUGACUAUCAAAGCAAGCCCCUGCUCAAUGGCUUUGCGGACAUUUUGCAUUCCUUGAAGGAUGCAGGCAAGAUCUGGCUCAAAGCAUAUAAUGGAUAAGAAGCAUGCUCUCCUCACAUGCAUCACCAUAUAAAGCACACUAGCUGCACCCAUUGCAU
This is a messenger RNA of Elgaria multicarinata webbii, 1370 nucleotides long. Its product is annotated as acyl-CoA (8-3)-desaturase-like. Gene Ontology annotation, biological process: lipid metabolic process. Gene Ontology annotation, cellular component: membrane. The record is from RefSeq and is a predicted model, not a curated record. Gene Ontology annotation, molecular function: oxidoreductase activity, acting on paired donors, with oxidation of a pair of donors resulting in the reduction of molecular oxygen to two molecules of water. Lineage: Eukaryota; Metazoa; Chordata; Lepidosauria; Squamata; Anguidae. The transcript has 12 exons. Bases 235 to 1311 code for a protein of 358 amino acids.